UCUCUAGCACUGAGCUGCACUCGCUGGAAGAUGGCGGACUGCAGCACACUGCUGGAUGAGGAGCUUGAGUCUUUCGUCUUUAAUUAUCUGACUGACAGCCCGGAACCUGGUGUGGAACCUCUUUCAUUGGACUUCCCUGAGAUCGAUCUGUCCCAGUUGGAUGCAAGUGAUUUUGACUCUAACACUUGCUUUAAUGAGCUGCAGUGGUAUAAUGAUCAGUCAGAAAAUGAAUCUAGCCAGUACAGCACUGACGACUCAGAGUUAUUACAGAUCAUAGACAGUGAAAAUGAGGCCUUAUUGGCGGCACUCACACAGACACUGGAUGAUAUUCAUGAUGAUGAUAUCAGCCUCUCUGCCUUCGUAUCUGCGGGAGAUGAGAACGUCGGCCCAUUACCUGUCCUCUCACCAAAACCCAGCCUAGCUGAACUUCCAUUGAGCCCCGAAAGUGAAGAUGAGCUGUCUAUACUUAAGAAGUUGCUGCUUUCUCCAGCACAGACACCCAUUGCGACUGAGACCCAAAAGGAUGGGAAUUCUCGGCGUCAGGGAACUUCUAAAUUCCGCCCACAGCGGGCUUACUCUAAGGUGGAGAGCCCAACAGACAGACAGUCUGGGUUUCCCCAAGCCCAGAGCAGAAGCUGCACAGAGUUGCACAGGCACUUAGUAUCCACUCCAUGCGUUCCACAAGCCACCUCUUUUUCCAAGGAUAACAGCCAGGACUGUACAAAGGAAGGAGAGAGUGACUCAUAUGAAGAAGAAGGGCAUAGUGAGGAUGAUACAUUGGACACUUUACUGACACCUCCUCCAGAAGAGCAGAAACCACAGUUUACUUGUGAAAAGGAAAAGCGUGCAGUUGUGGACCUCAUUCGGUAUAUGCACACUUACUGCCUUCCAGUAAAAAAACACCUCAGUAGUGAGAAACACCAGCAUUGUAAGAGACCUAAACUGGAAUCCACUCCUCAAUCUUACUCCUGCUCUAAUCAAGGCAAACGGUUAGAUUCCAGAAGUGCCAAGGUAAGCUGUCCUGCGGUUGGUAAAUACAAAUGGACAAAGCCAGCAGGGACAAGGUUUUCUAUCUUGAAAGAACUGCUAGCAAAGGAUGUGUGUGGGGAUGUGAGCAAACCAUACCGGUUGGCACAACCUGUAUAUGCAGCUUUCUCUGAUUCUUGUGGCAGUGAUUUCAUAAAGAGGAAUAACAAAAAAGAUGAAUCUGAUUUGGGGAAAUCUGCAAAUACUGCUCAGGAAAAUUUGACUGUUAAAACAGCCCAGAAACAGGAAAACUCUAUAUAUGCCGUUAGGCGGUCAAGCAGACUGAAUCCAGAGUUCAGUGAAUGGUUUUUUGAUGAUGAAACCUCCCCAGUAACAUGUGUGACACAAGCUAGUGCUGACCUAGACUUCAUGUCGGCAACAGGCGACUUUUGCUUGACCAGUGAAUCUUUUGGAGAUGAAGGAGAGGUGGCAGAAGUAGAAGUGGGAGAAUUACUGGAUCCUCUUGAUAAAUUCUUACAAGAAAGGGAUCUGGAUGAAGCACAGAUUGACAGUGUUAUCCAACAACUCCAAACCAGAGAUAGUUCCAGUUGUUCUUCUCUUCCAUCCCAAAAUGAUUCUACAUUUGAGAAUGGGAAUUUUGAGCAAGCGCUUACUGUUGAGCUCUGCGGCACUGCAGGCUUGACUCCACCCACUACGCCACCAUACAAGCCCACAGAAGAGGAUCUUUACAAGCCGGAACCUUUGAAAAGUGAACCUCUGAUCAGCACACACUGCAAAAUAGAGGUGACUGAAGAGCAUCGGUCAGUAAACAAGAAAACCGCAAAGAAACACCCAGAGAGGACUGAGCUAUUUGCUUAUUUAAGCCGAACUGCAGACCCUCCUGCUCGAGUUGAAUCACAGGGCAUAAAAAGACCGUUAUCCAGGUCUUUCGGUGACCAUGAUUAUUGCCAGGUCAGGAAAAGUGAGACUGCUUUUCAGAGGAAAGUAAUAAGGUCUUUAGAUCUGCCAAGUUGUGUGGAGACAAAGCCCAAGCAAGCGCUGCUUCCACUGCAUCAGCGGAAUGUAGAGAAAAAGACAGAAGGGACUCCCAGAGACAACGGCAAACUGUUAAAAGACCAUGAAAUCAGAGCAAGCCUCACAAAGCACUUUGGGCUUCCUGAUCAUAACCUCAAAGAUGAGAGUGAUGCACUGUACAACAGCCCUGAAUAUGACUCUGUCUUUGAUGACAGCAGCAGUGAAUGCAGCUCACCUGUGGAGGAUGAUGGUUUCUUUUCUCCUCUUAGAAGCAAAAUAUGUUUAGAAAGGAACACCUCCUCCAAACCCAAGCUUCAGUGCUACCCUCUAAACCGGACCAGACCUCGUUCCUUGCACCACAGUUCAAGAGACAGACCAAGAGUUUUCAGGCAUGAGAGAGAUGAGCACCAAGGCAGCAGGCAGCCGAGCCAAAGGCAGAUUCAGAGGAAAAGAGAAAAGGCAGUUGGUGAAGGACGGCUGAUCUACAUCAGGAACCUUUCCAACAGCAUUAGUGCUAAUGAGCUGAAGAGAAGGUUUGAAGUGUUUGGAGAAAUCACUGAAUGCCGUGUCCUUCUCAAAAGCAGGGGAGAGAAAUACGGCUUCAUAACCUAUCGGCAUUCGGAGCAUGCAGCCUUGGCUCUACAAAAAGGAGCCUCCCUGAGAAAACGGAGUGAGCCCCCUUUACACUUGAGCUAUGGGGGGCUCAGGCAUUUCUUUUGGACCAAAUACAAUGAUCUAGAUUCAAAUGCAGUGGAGCCUUCAUCAACAGUAAAAAAGAGUAAAUACGAGUCAAUGGAUUUUGAUAGCUUGUUGAAAGAGGCACAAAGAAGCUUGCAUCGAUGACAGCCUUAACCCCAUUAGGAGGAGCACCUCAAUACCUCAAGUCAAGGCACUUCCCCCUAUGUUUACGUUUUAAAGAAAAAAAAACAAACAAAAAUGGAAUACAGAAACAAAAAGACUUUAUCCUUUAAAUUGAUGUUUACAUUGAACAAAGCUGCUUCUGUAUGUGAUUUUUCUCCAUGGUGUCGCUGUCUCACUGCCACAGUUUAGUAUACUUGCUUCCCGGGUGUGUCUGUCGUCGUCCCGUCUCGGCCUCUUCUCUUUCCUGUUGUAAUUGCAGCUGCGUUCUCCAUAAUAUUUUGUCUGUAGUGCGUGUAAAAGAAAAGAAAAAAAGUCAAAACCAUACAAAAAUGCAAUGUCAUUUGUGACUAGAGUCUAAAUUACAAACUAAUUUUAAUAGGAGAAAGAUGUAUAUUCUUAAAUGAAAUGAUGUAUUUAUGGUUCACAUGUACUGUAUUUCAGAUUGAUGUAUGCUUCAUUUUGAACUAUGCACUGUAGUGGGGUGUUUGCAAAAGAUCAAAAAUGUAAUCCUCAUACACUAAUAGCCAUGAACCAUUACUGGGCAUUACUCUAAAGCUGAGAGACCGCAGGGCUUUCAUAGAGUUACUACGGUGGGGAAGAAUCACGAAUAUCUAUUGGUAGCAAAACAGAGUCUUCAGAGUCUUUCGCAACUGAGGUCACGGAAUCUUCAGGACUGAAAACUGCAUUUUAACUUCUUUAUAACUUUUACGUUUUUAAAAAUAUAUAUAUCUCACACAUUUUUCUUUAACAGUCUUUAUCCCAAAAAGUAUUUUUAAAACUGAAAUAGCAAGAUGCAAAGAACAUAUAUUGCAAUGUCACUAACUGGUAGCCAGCCCCAUGUAUUGUGGUUGUUAUUGAGUGGCUUCUCUUACCCGUUUGUGUCUGUGUCAUCCUUGGGAAAUCAUAAAGUACAAAGAAAUACAUAAAUAUAGUUGCAAUCAUAAUAUAUAGCAUUUGCUGUGCCUGUUUUAAAGGGAUGAUUAACCUUCAGGUUAACACUUAGUUAUAAAACUAUUUGCUUUUCUUUUCUGAACUUUCCAGUUUUCGAAGGGAAGGGGGGGGGGGGGGUCACUGACUCCAGCAGCCAAUAAACUAUUGCUCUAUGAAGCUACAGUUUUAUUGUUGCUGUUACUUUGUAUUACUUAUCUUUCUGUUUAGACCCUCCUUUAUUCAUGUUUCUGUCUCUCUUUCUAACCACUACGUGUUUUGCUAGGUCAAACUGGACCAUAGCAACCAGAUAGCUGCUGCAAUUUGAACUGGAGAGUUGCUGAGCAAAUAGUUAAAUUCAAAAACUGCAAAUAAUACAAAAUGAAGACCAACUGCAAAUUGUCUCAGAAUAGCACUCUCUGCAUUAUACUAAAAGUUAAUUUGAGGGUAAGCCACCCCUUUAAGACCAUAAAUUGUCUCCACAUGGCACAGAAUGGACUGAUGCAGCCUAAACCUAAUGGGUGCCAAAAGCAUGAGAGCUACAGACAGGUGACAAAACACUGAACAUUCUUGUUAAAACCUUUGAAUAACUAGUGCAUUCCCAUGCCGCUGUCACUUUAAAGCAAUCGGUUUUAUUGUCUUCUAACUGACAGUGAGGUUAUAUAUCAGUUUUGUAAAAUAUAUAGUUUUUAUUCUGUGUAAGCACUUUCAGAGACACCUUAUGAUUUAACCUAAUUGCUCAGUUUAAGCAGUACAAUGUACUACACAUUUCCCAAAAUGCAUACAGCCAUAAAUAUCCUCCUAUACAAGUGCUGAAGAGAGUGGCCACAUUGUCUACGCAUGGUUAUGUGGGGCUGUAUAGCCUAAUAGCCUGUCCAUUGCUGAUUUUCAGCCAAAUUCAUGGCUCAUGGAGUUGGAUAUUUGUUUUAAACUCUCAUUAAAUGCAUUACAUUUAAAAAAAAAAAAAACAAGUCCUGAACAUAAACAAGACGAGAGUUACUUUUCUGUAACCAAGGGACGGUAUGGUUUAUUAUGGUAUUUGAACUGUUCAGUCUGUCAUGCACAGUAUGAUAUUUGCUCCAAAGACAACCAUGACAUAGUGGACGCCAUGUUAUCCUCUUGCUAGCAGGGAAUGCAUGGGGCCGCUGCUUAAAUAACACGUGGAGGUCAAAUAUGCGGCCUUCAACGCCCAUUGUAUCCUAAAAGCUGCAGGUUUCAUGUCCCUGUUGUAGCACACAGCAAUACUCAUUUGAAUGCUGAACAAAUAACACAGAGUUGGGGACUUUCAGUCUCCCACCUUACAGUUUCAGCUUGUCACAAAAAGCCAUUGUUUCCUCUGACACAGAUGUGUUAGGGACUAACCAUUAAUGUCUGAGAAUUGGGGCUACUAGCUCCAGUUAGGAUUUCUUGAAUAUUUAGCAGGGUAGCAUAGAAUGUAGGAUUAAGCCAUUAUGCGUAGUUAGCCUUACUUCUAGAAAUAGUCAUAGCUGGGAUAUUUUCCGGUUUCAUAUUCUGCCAAAGUUUCCAGCAGCACCCAUAAUCCCUUGCAAGGAUUAUAACUUACUCUUUGGCAAACACCUUAUCAUAGCUCUGCCUUUUUCUAUCAUUGUAUUCCCACACAACAAUGAUGUUUACAUGUGAUUGCUAUAGAGUUUACUGUAGGAAAAAGAAACUAUAUACAUAUAUAUAUAAAUAUAUACUUAUAUAACACCUUUAGGGUGAAUAGUACUGUUCUGUGCUGUGCCGGUUAGUUUUGAUGUCAAUAUGUGAAAUAUCUCUUAUCUCUUGUCAAUAUAAUUUAUUGGCAUUUCUGUAGGUUUAGACUUUCUGUUGAACAAAAGAGGAUUAUUUGUAUAGAGACAAGCUUCCCGUCACUUGGCCUUUUUAUCUAUUCUAACCCCAGAGAGUUUUCCUACACAAUGCCAGGCAGUGCUUGGAUUUUUCUCCCUCGCUCGUGUGAUUUGAUGUGGGCAGCAGGGCUUCCAUGUUGCAAUCAUUAGACAGCAGAUGUUUGUGGGAUUUCUAUGGGCAGACCCAUAUCACCCAGUGCAAGAUAGAGAUAUUAAUGGAGAGAAAUUAUGUUUUCCCCCCUCAUGAGGCCUUUAAAAUAUUGUUUAACAAGCAUAUUUUCCAGCACUUAUGCAGACUAUAGGCACUUGCACAGGUCUUUACGCACAGGUAGUUUAGUUACGGGUUCACCUCAACUUUCUACAUUUUGUAGAUGUUUUAAAAUUAAAAAAGCAAGUGUUUAACAUCUGUGAAUGUUAACCAAGGUCGGCUGUGGCUAGCAGCAACUCUCUGCAAUAAUACAGCCUGCUUUAUCUUGGUCGUCUUUUCUUUUUCUUUUCCUUUCGCCACUUCUAAAACAAUUAAGUACAAAAGAAAUGCAAUCGAUGUAAAGUUUAAGUUAUGUAUAUAUGUAUAUUUUUAUUUUCUGAUAAUCAGUAAAACAUUAACUGACAUUGUAUAACGAGUCAUGUAGAGAAUGCCGAUUGUUUGUUGUGUCGACGAAUAUUUCUAAACAUGUUCUCCGCUGAUCAUUGAAAUGAUGGUAAUAAAAGAAUUUCCUUCUUUUUUUUUUUGUAGAGAUCAUAAUCAUAAAGGACUACUUAAAUGAAUAGCAGUUUUUAAGAUGAAGUUGCUCCUACAUAGGAAAAUCGGUAAUUACUCGGACAUCCAGAGGUUAUUUUCAGUGCAGAAUGACCAUUUGUUGAUACCUUACACUAGUUCUAUAAAAUAUGCCUCCUGAGAGUGGGGGUUCCAAAAAUAAGCUUUAAUAAAAGGAGCAACUUGAUUUUAAAUACUACUUUUCUACUAAACAAAUGUCUUUACACUGAAAUAUAAACUAUCAAUAUAGCUUGAAUCUCCAGGGGGAAUCAGUCAUUCUUCUGUCCACCUUUUGCUAAACAUCUGUAUUAUAUAUCUUACAGGUAGCAUGCAGAUCACAACUGUUAUCAUUGCUAUAGGGCAGCCUGCACUGCAGUUUGUGCCAUUCGCUCUGUAUAAAUACAUAUAAAUAUGAAGGUAUCCAGUGAAGUUUAGCCUUAAAGCUGUAGAUCCCAGGGAAUGCUGAUUUUUCUGUAGUCCAAUUUAUUUAAUUGUAAAGGCUUGUAUUUUCUAGCAGACGUCCUCAUCCAAUGGUACAAAAGCCAAAUCAUAAUGAUAAAGCCUGAAACUUAAUGCAGAUUUGGGGUUAUUUUUUAAAGAACGAUACUAAAGACAAUUUCAAAAGCCCAAAGAAGAAUAGCUUGAAUUGCAUUAGGCAUUCAGCAGUCAUUGUCAGUGCAGUUGCAGUGGUGCAUUGCCACUAAACCUGUGUAUUCAUUGUACACACCUUAUUACUGCACUUGGCCCCAUGCUAUUGCACCACCAUACCCUGUAAAUGACAUACCAUCGUUUUUUAACUGGAAAAAGAUAUCAUUAAGAUCACAUCCAGCUGAUUAAAACAUGGCAUUUGUUUGAAUUAUUGCAACUGUCAUCUACCAAUUGCGUUGCUGUAAUAACAAGCUUUUUCAUUGGCUGCAACAGAAUAAUGCUAAAUAAACUAAUCUGCGCUGCAGACAGAACAACUGAUAUUUUUAUGAUCUUGAUAGUGUUUUCCUCCCUUUUUUAGUCCAGGGCCACGUGGUCCCAUAAUGGGAUGUUGACUAUGGGAUUGAUACAAAGCAGAUCCUGUUUUUCUCAUUUUACUUGAUCAUUUUCCAUAAUUAGCAUUUAUAUAUUCAAGUUUCCCCCCCCCAAAAAAAAUCAAUAAAUGAAUACAUACAUGUAUACUAGGCAGCCUGCCAUUGUGGUUGUGAAGGCAAAUAUAUUCUAAUAUAUUGGCAUACAGCAUAUGUAUGCGCAACAGAAUAUCACAAUACUGUACUUAAAUUGUGCAAGUGACACCAGGUUUUCUGAGGUUUGUAAAUACAAAGCUGAUAUUUUAUUUACCACAAUCAAUAGUAUUGUUUUGUUGCUGCAGGGUUUUUAAUGGCCUAGGAAUAGACAACCUUUCAGUGAUUAUGUGGGAACUGCACAGGACUGUUUUAAUCACACUUUGCAGCAAUACUUUUUUUAAAAAACAUGGCUCAACCGUGGCGCUUAUUAAUGGCAAAGGUGCAAGCCUGUUUAAUAGCACAGGUACGAUUGUGGCCAGUAAUACCGCAAUGCAAGUCCUUAAUUUAAUGCACCAUGGCAUUAUUAGUACUAAAUUAUAGCCUUCAUAAAUCUCAAUAUUGCUUGGAAUAUUCCCUAAACAGUAUCUGCAUACAAUUGGGUUAAAUCUGCUGAAAUUUUGUUUUGCUUUUCAAUUUCAUGAUUGUUGCAUUUGUAUUGUUUUCCUUUUUAACCAGUUUUGUGUAAACGACAUUCUCCUUCUGCUUCCUUGUGAAACACGUAUAUAUGUUUUCUGACAUUCAUGUACAUAGGUAUUAACUGUGUGUCUUCCAUGUUAAGCAAAGGUAAAGAAUAGCUUGAGGAACAAUCCGUCCACUUCUGCUGAAUUGCUGCUUAUAAUGUAUUCUAGUACCAUGGUUCAUUACCUUGUUCCCAGCACUAUCCCCUAGCCCAAAAUGGACACGUUUUUCAGGAUAUUUAGUGGAUCAUUCUGUACAUGUACACACCUCUCUCCUGAGGAUAUCAUAAAAUAUGCCCUAGGAACCAAGGGCAGUGGAAUAAACACAAUUCUAAAGUACACAAUCUAAUCUAGAACUCAGAAUAUACGAGUAGUGAUAAUUGCCGAACUAAAACCGAUACAACAUUUUAAACACCUUUUUUUGAAUGUGAUCUGCAUUUCGCCAGGGAGGUGUAAGUAUUUCAGUUUGAUUCGGGGGUGGGGGGGCACACCAUCUUUGUUAUUUAAAAAAAAAAUAGGAUAAAUCUAAUUUUUUAAGGACACUGCAAAUGAUUGAUUUAAUGAAUGCAUUGAUUUAAUGUUUUUUAAAUGGUAGGGGUGUUUUUUUUUAUACUUAUACUUUUUGACUUUAGUUCUGUUAUGCCUUUUAUUUAUGUAACAUACUUUUAACCUCCAGCGGCAUGGGUAUCUAUGCCUUUUGUUUUCUUUUUAGUGUGAUUUAAAUGUCUUCCUUAUAAAGAAAAUGUUUUAUUGUAUUUUUACAUUGUCAAAUCCUAUAGUUUCGUAGGUAAUUUAACCAAAAUCGGUCAGUAUAUUAUCCAGUGAGUAUAAAGUCUAUUUUAAAUUGUGUAAAUACUUUCUGGACUGGCUUCUAUUUGUCAAAUUCUCUUCCUAUGAAUAAGGAGUUUCUUGUUUACAUCACAAAAUAAACUGUAGAAUCUCUACAUUCAUGUACUGUAAAUAGCAAAAUGUGUUCAGCCUUCGAAUAAAAUUAAACCAUAUAUGGUAUAAAUUAAACCAUUAAA
Messenger RNA from Xenopus tropicalis (tropical clawed frog), 9150 nucleotides. RefSeq names its product peroxisome proliferator-activated receptor gamma, coactivator 1 beta (gene ppargc1b). The transcript has 12 exons. Lineage: Eukaryota; Metazoa; Chordata; Amphibia; Anura; Pipidae. Gene Ontology annotation, cellular component: nucleus. The record is from RefSeq and is a predicted model, not a curated record. Gene Ontology annotation, molecular function: RNA binding; transcription coregulator activity; nucleic acid binding. The coding region runs from base 31 to 2844 and encodes 937 amino acids.